This is a messenger RNA of Haemonchus placei, 234 nucleotides long. Lineage: Eukaryota; Metazoa; Nematoda; Chromadorea; Rhabditida; Trichostrongylidae. The record is from the annotation of a GenBank genome assembly.
CGUCAAGCAAAGCGCUAUCCGAUUAUGAUGUACACGUUGGUUCAAUGUGUCCCAUGUCAACGAGCCAAGCACUUGCUCGCAGUGAACUACGCGGAUGCUGCAGCCUACUUUUUAGAACUCGUCGGCCACGAAGACUGGCAACGACAACUCCAGGUUGAUCUGCAUCGAAUGACAGGACAAAUAACUUUUCCAUAUAUUUUUAUUUGUGGACGACAUAUCGGGGGUGAGUCGUGA